Molecule: messenger RNA, 1407 nt
Organism: Penicillium canescens
Lineage: Eukaryota; Fungi; Ascomycota; Eurotiomycetes; Eurotiales; Aspergillaceae
Gene: slu7
Product: mRNA splicing protein SLU7
Exons: 1
Coding region: 1-1407 (468 amino acids)
Biological process (GO): mRNA splicing, via spliceosome
Cellular component (GO): spliceosomal complex
Molecular function (GO): pre-mRNA 3'-splice site binding
Source: RefSeq, a predicted model, not a curated record
AUGUCGCGAAAGCCCGCGGAUGUGGCGUCGAAAGAGCGCAACGAAUACAUUCCCUCUUUCAUCUCGAAGAAGCCAUUCUACGUCGACGAUGAAACAGACAAUGACUACCUCGAGCAUCAACGUCUCCAAAAGACAAGUGCCGAUCAGUCUAAAUGGUAUGACCGAGGCAAGCGUGCAGGCCCGGCGGCCACGAAAUACCGCAAAGGCGCAUGUGAAAACUGCGGCGCGAUGACGCACAAGACCAAAGAGUGCCUCAGUCGACCCCGGAAGCAUGGCGCUAAAUGGACCGGCAAGGAUAUACAAGCCGAUGAGAUUAUUCAGAAGGUCGACAUGGGAUGGGACGCAAAAAGAGACCGUUGGAAUGGCUAUGAUGCCAGCGAGUAUCGCCAAGUUGUCGAAGAAUACGAAGAGAUGGAAGCACUGAAACGAAUGGCAAAGGACAACCAGGCUCUCAAGAAGCUCCAGAAUGGCGAAGAUGGCGAUGACGACCUCGAAGAAGAUAUCCGGUACGCCGAAGAGUCCGACAUGGGCCGACAGCAGAGCACCGCAACCCGUAAUCUACGUAUCCGAGAAGACACCGCGAAAUACCUGCUUAAUUUGGAUCUCGAUUCCGCCAAAUACGACCCCAAGACACGCCGAAUGGUAGACAUGGGCGCGCAGGAUGACCAGGCAUCGGCACUUGUCGCCGAGGAAAACUUCGUCCGAGCUUCAGGCGAUGCUGCGGAGUUCGAAAAAGCCCAGCAGUAUGCCUGGGAAUCCCAGGAGAAGGGUCAUCCACAACUUCACAUCCAGGCCAAUCCAACCUCCGGAGAAGUUCUCAGAAAGAAAGAGAAAGAGGAGAGUGAGGCGAAGCGUCAAGCCCAUCGCAAAGCUCUACUGGAUAAAUAUGGCGGUGGAGAGCACUCGCAGCCGAGUGCACUGCGCGAUACUAUGGUUGUUGAAAACGAGCGCUUCGUUGAAUAUGACGAGAGCGGUGCCAUCAAGGGCGCACCCAAGAAAGCGACCAAAUCCAAGUAUCCUGAGGACAUCAUGGUCAACAACCAUGCUUCGGUCUUCGGUAGCUGGUGGUACCGGUUCCAAUGGGGAUACGCCUGCUGCUAUUCCACUGUCAAGAACAGUUACUGCACCGGUGAGGACGGAAAAAAGGCCUUCGAGGAAGAGGGCAACAUGCUGCGGAUGCUCGAGGCAAAUGUCGAAAAUGAGAAGCGCGCUGAUGAUGCGGGUCUUCCCCAAGAGUCUAGCCAAAGGAACCCGGAUGAGGAGAAGGAACCAAACUCCAAUGCAAAGAAGCGGACUUUGGAGGAGCUCCAGUCAGGGAUCACAGAGGAAGAGCUUGAGUCUUACAAGCGAAGUCGGCAGGCUGCUGACGACCCGAUGGCCAAAUUCAUCGGGAAAGAUGAUUUCUGA